Messenger RNA from Adineta steineri, 549 nucleotides. The record is from the annotation of a GenBank genome assembly. Lineage: Eukaryota; Metazoa; Rotifera; Eurotatoria; Adinetida; Adinetidae.
AUGGCAAAUGUAUCUAUUAAUAAACAAGUUGAUGAAUGGAUGAAUCUAUUGAAUUUAAAACCACAUCCCGAAGGUGGUUUUUAUGCUGAAACAUAUCGUUGUGAUGAUCAAUGUACACUUGAACGAUAUGAUAAACAGAUACGUUCAUGUUCAACAUCAAUUUAUUUUUUACUUCAAUAUCCUGAUUCACCCAUAAGUCAUUUUCAUCGUAUAAAAGCUGAUGAAAUGUGGCAUUUUUAUAAAGGUUUACCAUUAAUUAUACAUGUAUUAGAUGAAGAAAAAUCUUCACACAUUGAAUAUAUACUCACUAAUGAAUUAAAUAUAAAUCCUAAUACUCGUCCACAACUCUUGGUACCUCAUGGAAAAUGGUUUGCCGCUGAAAUAAUUACAAAAGAUAUCAAAGAUGAAAAUAAUAAUUAUACAUUAUGUGGAUGUACUUGUGCACCAGGAUUUGAUUAUCAUGAUUUUGAACUUGGCAAAAAAUCAGAAUUACUUGAAAAAUUCCCAAAUUUUAAAGAAUUAAUUACUCGUCUAACACCAUCAGAAUAA